Molecule: messenger RNA, 504 nt
Organism: Tetrahymena thermophila SB210
Lineage: Eukaryota; Ciliophora; Oligohymenophorea; Hymenostomatida; Tetrahymenidae
Exons: 1
Source: RefSeq, a predicted model, not a curated record
AUGAAACACAUUAAGAGAUUUAAGUCAUAAGCAUGCCUUUUGUAUUAUUUGGACACUUAACGCAAACCGCAGCUUAGCCAGGAUUACCGUUUUAAGGUGGAACUGCUGGAGUCUAAAUAUAAUAAUCAGCUUAACAUUAAUUGCAAUCACUAAUAUCUUGAGGUGAUGAAGGUGUAUUAGAUUGAACUGCAGAGUUAUUAGGGCAUAAUAAGCAUACUGCACCUGUAGAUGAUGUUGCUGCCUAAGACAAAUAGUAUGAAGGAGAGGUACAAUAUUUGCAGUCUGAUAUAGAGUUGGAUACUUAAAUAGUAGAACUAUUAGUUGGGCAUUUUACACAACUAGCAGAGAUAGAAUAAAAUCCGCCAAGGCAUAUGCAAUUUCCACUAUUUAAUUAGUCAGGUUUAGUCGAAUAGUGGCAGUACUAAAAGGAGACUUAGAAUAGCACAAAAAGAACAAGGCAAAUGUUAACUUUUUUCAUUUAAUUUAAAUUUUUGUAUGCUUUGA